Sparassis crispa is the source of this 909-nucleotide messenger RNA. Its product is annotated as mitochondrial ribosomal protein. Gene Ontology annotation, biological process: mitochondrial translation. The record is from RefSeq and is a predicted model, not a curated record. Gene Ontology annotation, cellular component: ribosome; mitochondrial large ribosomal subunit. The transcript has a single exon. Gene Ontology annotation, molecular function: structural constituent of ribosome. NCBI's taxonomy places the organism in Eukaryota, Fungi, Basidiomycota, Agaricomycetes, Polyporales, Sparassidaceae. The coding region runs from base 1 to 909 and encodes 302 amino acids.
AUGCAGCGUUGUCUGCGUCGUCUCUAUUCCGCCAUCCCAGAUGCUGCUGCCACAGCGAGAACGGCGUCCACCCCGCUCGCUGUCCGCCGCCGUCGACUCCGAAAGCAGCCCGCUGUAGGCACUAACGAGUCUGACGCGACCCCCGAUGGUCUCACACCGACCGAAUUCGCGCGUUACCAACGCGCCUUGGCCAAGGGCGAACUGAUGGGCGAGGACGGGCUGUCACCGACAGAGGCAGAGUGGUUGGAGAAGCUGAACGGUCGUCGGAGUCGCAUGCGCGGUGUGCGCCAGCUGCUGAAUGAGGACGGCGAGAAGGAGGUGCGGGUCGUCGGCCAGAAGAUAUACCUUCCCAACAUUAUCUUCCGCCUCGUGCGCAACCACACCCCGGCCGGCCAGCCGUACAACCCGUACGAAGCGACGUUCCGCAUUUCCCAGUCCGUCACCAAGACCGACGUCCGCUCCUACCUCCAGGCCGUCUACGGCGUCAAGACAACCUACAUCCGCACCGACAACUACCUCUCACCGUACACACGCGACCCCGCCGAUUUUUCCUUUUCCGUAAAAAAGGUGUACAAGACGUACAAGCGCGCGGUGGUCGGCCUGGUUGAGCCAUUCUAUUAUCCGCAAGCCAAGGAGGAUAUGAAUGCUGCCGAUCGAGAAAAGCGGGAGAAAUGGCUCGAAGAAAACUUUGGGAUGAAACUGCUCGAAGAUGCUCGCACGCUCGAGCUCCUUCGCCGCACCCGAGGGUCCGGGUCGAAGUUCAGAUGGCGAACUGGGGUGACGGCGCAGAGGGGGAAUAUCCUGCGCAUCAUCUCUCAGCGGCGGGCCGCGAGGGAGCUGGCUAUCGCAGAUACAAAGGAGCGGAUGAGAGAGAGCAGACAGACUGCAGAAGCGGUCACGGCGAGCUAA